Messenger RNA from Caenorhabditis sp. 36 PRJEB53466, 1110 nucleotides. NCBI's taxonomy places the organism in Eukaryota, Metazoa, Nematoda, Chromadorea, Rhabditida, Rhabditidae. The record is from the annotation of a GenBank genome assembly.
AUGUCGAAGGCUAACGUUGGAAUUAACGGAUUCGGACGUAUUGGACGUCUUGUGCUUCGUGCUGCUGUUGAGAAGGACAACGUUCAAGUUGUUGCCGUCAACGACCCUUUUAUCACCAUCGACUACAUGGUCUACUUGUUCAAGUAUGACUCGACUCACGGACAGUUCAAGGGGACCGUUUCGUUCGAUGGUGACUUCCUAAUUGUCCAAAAGGAUGGAAAAUCGUCCCACAAGAUUAAGGUUGUAAAAACCAUUUUAAGCGACGUCUCAUUCGUGAAUUUCAGGUGUUCAACAGCAGAGACCCUGCUGCCAUUGCGUGGGGAUCUGUCCAUGCCGACUAUGUCGUUGAGUCGACUGGAGUAUUCACCACGAAGGAAAAGGCCUCCGCUCACUUGCAAGGAGGAGCCAAGAAGGUCAUCAUCUCAGCACCAUCGGCUGAUGCUCCGAUGUACGUUGUUGGGGUCAAUCACGAAAAGUACGACGCGACCAACGACCACGUCAUCUCGAAUGCCUCGUGCACCACCAACUGCUUGGCUCCAUUGGCUAAAGUUAUCAAUGACAACUUCGGUCAGUUCGAAACACAAUUUAGAAACGAGAUUUCCUUUAGGAAUCAUCGAAGGACUCAUGACAACUGUCCAUGCCGUGACUGCCACCCAGAAGACUGUUGACGGACCAUCUGGAAAGCUCUGGAGAGAUGGACGCGGUGCGGGACAGAACAUCAUCCCUGCUGCAACUGGAGCCGCUAAAGCCGUCGGAAAGGUCAUCCCGGAAUUGAAUGGAAAACUGACUGGAAUGGCUUUCCGUGUGCCAACUCCGGAUGUGUCGGUCGUUGACCUCACCGUUCGUCUUGAGAAGCCAGCUUCGAUGGACGAUAUCAAAAAGGUUGUGAAGACCGCCGCUGAAGGACAGCUCAAGGGAAUUCUGGCCUACACUGAGGAUCAGGUCGUCUCGACCGACUUUGUCUCGGACCCACACUCUUCUAUCUUCGACGCUGGCGCGUGCAUCUCUCUCAACCCGCACUUCGUCAAGCUCGUCUCGUGGUAUGACAAUGAGUACGGAUACUCGAACCGUGUUGUCGACCUGAUCGCCUACAUUGCCACCCGUGGAUAG